UUUAUGAGCUAGGUAUAUAAUAUGACUGCAACUAACGAAAAUCAUCAGUACUAACACUGAAAACAGUUGAGAAAUACAUAUUCAAAACUCCUCUCCUCACCAUGAAGGUACUCGUGAUCCUGGCAGCAGCGGCGGCGGUGGCGGUGGCGCGACCUGGAGACCUCUAUGACGACAGCAAGUCCAACCUGGACAUCGAUGAGCUGGUCUCCAACGAACGCCUGCUGAAGGGAUACGCGCACUGCUUCCUGGAGAAGGGACCUUGCACGCCCGAAGGGAACAAUAUUAAGAAGAUCAUUCCAGAGGCACUAGAGAACGUUUGCAAGAAGUGCACCCCCAAACAACGGGUGAUGGUGCGCAAGAUGAUCGCGGCCUUCAAGGAGAAGCUGCCAGCGGAGUGGUCGGAGCUCGCCAAGACAUACGACUCCGAGGGGAAAUACAAGGAGAAUGUGAAGACCUUCCUCGCCCAGUCUGAUUAGAUACUCUUUGGAUGAAAAACUUUUUUCGACAGUUGUUUUUGUUUUGAGUUGAUUUGAAAAUCGAACGCUAGUUUUUUAAGGAUUUUCCUUUAAAUUGUUACUGUGAAAUAUGUGUUUUGUUUUUUGUCAAUAAAACUCUCGAUUUACCUAAUCUACCUACA
This is a messenger RNA of Plutella xylostella (diamondback moth), 637 nucleotides long. Its product is annotated as allergen Tha p 1. Lineage: Eukaryota; Metazoa; Arthropoda; Insecta; Lepidoptera; Plutellidae. The record is from RefSeq and is a predicted model, not a curated record.